Ostertagia ostertagi is the source of this 342-nucleotide messenger RNA. The record is from the annotation of a GenBank genome assembly. Lineage: Eukaryota; Metazoa; Nematoda; Chromadorea; Rhabditida; Trichostrongylidae.
AUGAUCUACUCCGAGUCCGGUUCAAUUAGCAUGUUCGCCUUUGUAUAUUAUAAUGUUUUGCUUGCCAUGUACACCUUUCACAUCUUCCGCAGAUGGUACUUCAACAUCGACGGUCGUUUUGAUCUGCGUCAACUAAUUCGUGAACCGGAAAACACGGUAAAAAUACAGUACUCCAUAGCCUUGUUCACUCCGACCGUGUUGAGCAUUCUGAUAUUCGCCUGUGUUCGUCAUUACUAUGGUUUCAUACAAUUCCUGUGGACAAUUACAUGUAUACUGCAAAUUGUACUCGCAAUUGGACUUCUGUGUCUUGAAGCAUUCGAAGUGUUCGUCAAAGGAAAUUAA